CUUGCAAAAUCGCGUGCGUGGUUUGUGUUAUCAAAUGUUUACUCAAGAGAUAGAACGGAAUGAACUCAAGUCGCUGAGAAACGAUAAGACGGCAAUAAGUAGCGGCAACAGCAACAAUUCCCCGGUUUGUUUCGUCAAAUUUCGGUUUCGCAACCAGAUAAGGCCGACAAGCAGUGGAACCCUCGUUUUAUUUUGUGCCGGCAGAUGCUGGAAAAAUGGCGUCUCACUCAAACUACUUUCUGGUGGAAUUCAUUGGAGCAGUCUUUACCCUGAUCUUUGCUGCUUACAUAUAUCUGAAAUAUGUGACCUACAAGUACUGGAGUUGGAGGAACAUCGAUUUUGUCAAACCAGUUGUCCCCUUUGGCAACUUAUGGCCGGUGCUUACGGUUCGCGCUUCAAUUGGUGAUCGGUUUCGAGACAUAUACUUGGAGUUUAAGAAAAGCCCGGUCGUUGGGGUUUACAUGUUUCACAAGCCCGCACUCGUGGUCAAUGAUCCUGAUGUCAUACGUUUCGUACUGACAAAACAGUUCGCGCAUUUCCACGAUCGUGGAACCUAUUGCAAUGAGAAGGUCGAUCCGUUGUCUGGUCAUCUAUUCGCGAUCCCCGGUGCCAAGUGGAAGUUCCUGAGGACCAAGUUCUCUCCGACGUUCACAUCGAGCAAGAUGAAGCAGAUGUUCUUCACGGUUCAGGAAUGCUCCGAAAAGAUGGUGGAAUUCGUCAGUCCUCUAGCUAAGAACCGUGAACUGAUCGAGGUGAAGGACCUCGUGGCAAGAUUCUCCACCGACGUUAUCGCAUCGGUUGCUUUUGGGAUUCAGUGCAACAGCAUCGAGAAUCCGAAUGCAGAGUUCCGGAGCUAUGGUCGGAAGGUCUUAAGGCCAAGACCAAUAAUGAAUGCGAUUUCGUUGUUAGCUCCAUCCUGGCUGGAACUUCUCCGAAUUUCCGGUACUGACGCCGAUGUGGAAAAAUUCUUCGUCAGUGCUUUUACCGAAACAGUAGAAUACAGAACAGUUAACAGCGUGGUUCGGAAGGACUUCUUAGACUUGAUUAUGCAGCUGAUGGACAAGGGUUACGUAGAAAAUGACGAUAAGAAAUCGUUUGAACUAUCAGAGUUGGAUAGUCAAAAAAUCACCUUGCUCGAAGGAGCCGCGCAGGCUUUCGUAUUCUGGUUAGCUGGCUUCGAGACGUCAUCUUCAACCGUCACUAACUGCAUGUACGAGUUGGCGCUACAUCAGGAUAUCCAGGACAAAGUGGCUGAAGAAGCGAACCGAGUACUUGGAGAAUUCGGGGGAAUGUCGUACAACGGAGUAAAGGAGAUGCGCUAUCUUUACAAAGUCGUAUCAGAAACUUUGAGGAAGUAUCCAGCUCUCCCGAUUCUGAACCGAGAAUGCACAGCGGAGAUCGAUCUGCCCGAAACUGGACUCCACGUUGAGAAAGGCACUGCGAUAAUCAUUCCCGUUUACGGACUCCACAACGAUCCCGAAAUAUAUCCAGACCCGGAAAAAUUCGACCCUGAACGUUUCACCGAGGAAAACAUCGCCGGCAGACAUCCGUACGCUUAUCUGCCAUUCGGCGAAGGGCCGAGGAACUGCAUCGGCAUGAGGUUUGGAUUAGCGCAAACGCAGGUUGCCCUCGCUAGUUUGCUUUCGAAAUAUCGUUUCACGCCAGGACCAGACUUCAAAGUUCCGAUGGUAAUCGACAAAGCCAAUUUCGGAAUCAUGCCAGCAGGUGGAAUAACACUUCGUAUCGAACAGCGAUAGAAUCACCUUACAGUGCAGCACUGUUUGUAAAAUAAAAAACACCUACAUACUGGCAAUUGUCAAUGCUUC
This is a messenger RNA of Neodiprion fabricii, 1826 nucleotides long. RefSeq names its product probable cytochrome P450 6a14. The transcript has 7 exons. Gene Ontology annotation, molecular function: monooxygenase activity; oxidoreductase activity, acting on paired donors, with incorporation or reduction of molecular oxygen; iron ion binding. The record is from RefSeq and is a predicted model, not a curated record. Bases 216 to 1757 code for a protein of 513 amino acids. Lineage: Eukaryota; Metazoa; Arthropoda; Insecta; Hymenoptera; Diprionidae.